Pediculus humanus corporis (human body louse) is the source of this 1134-nucleotide messenger RNA. RefSeq names its product transcriptional repressor protein yy, putative. Bases 1 to 1134 code for a protein of 377 amino acids. NCBI's taxonomy places the organism in Eukaryota, Metazoa, Arthropoda, Insecta, Psocodea, Pediculidae. The record is from RefSeq and is a predicted model, not a curated record. Gene Ontology annotation, cellular component: transcription regulator complex; PcG protein complex. The transcript is spliced from 6 exons. Gene Ontology annotation, biological process: regulation of transcription by RNA polymerase II. Gene Ontology annotation, molecular function: DNA-binding transcription factor activity, RNA polymerase II-specific; RNA polymerase II cis-regulatory region sequence-specific DNA binding.
AUGAUGUCCGAGGAAUGUGAGGAACUUGAAAUUCAAGGGGAAGAAGUAGAAAUAGAAAGUGUACCUGUAGAAUUACCGUGCGAAACAGUAGAAACUUCGAUAGAUUUAGACGGGCAACCCAUAGUGUCCCUUCAAUCUAUUACCGAAGGUAGAGAUGAUUUAAUAUUGCAAACUACGGAAGAAGUAGUGGGAUGUGGUGUAGAAGUCGGCGAUGACCCUUUAACUUAUGAGGAAAUACCUUUAGAACAAGAUAUGAAUUAUGUCGAGUCCAUACCCGGCCCGUCUAGACGUAUUAAAAAAACACCACUUAGGAGAACCGCUAAAUUUAGGGGCAACGAAUUACUCGAAGGUGAAGUAAGAUCCCCUAGAAAAUGGGAGCAAAAACAAGUUCAAAUUAAAACAUUAGAAGGAGAAUUUUCCGUUACAAUGUGGGCUUCUGGUACGGACGAUGAUGAAGCAAGUAAUCCGGAUAGAGAACCUGAUUAUGAAGAUUAUUUGGAACAAUCUGGACAAUAUCUCAAAAGAGAACCGGGAGAGCCAAUACCUGGAUUGGAUCUUAGCGAUCCAAAACAACUCGCAGAAUUUGCAAGGACUGGUCACAAAAUCAAAGUAAAAAAAGAAAGACUAGAUGUUAUGGAUCGAACUAUAGCUUGUCCCCAUAAAGAUUGUAAUAAAAUGUUCAGAGAUAAUUCGGCUAUGAGAAAACAUUUACACACUCACGGUCCCAGAGUACACGUUUGCGCCGAAUGCGGGAAAGCCUUUGUAGAAAGCUCAAAAUUAAAACGUCACCAAUUGGUACAUACGGGUGAAAAGCCAUUCCAAUGCACAUUCGAAGGUUGCGGUAAAAGAUUUUCUUUGGAUUUUAAUUUGAGAACGCAUGUACGGAUUCACACGGGAGAUCGACCCUACGUUUGCCCAUUCGACGGAUGUAAUAAAAAAUUUGCACAAUCAACCAAUCUCAAAUCACAUAUUCUCACUCACGCGAAAGCAAAAUCGCGAAACGCCGUCGGACGAAAUCCUCAAGCUCAUCAUAAUUUAAUGACAUCUCAAAUGGUUUCGAUGGAUUCUCCCCAGUACGUUCAAGUCGAAGUUGCGGAUAUGGCGGAUCAACCUUUUCUUGUGUACGCGGACUGA